AUGGCUGAAAAUGGCGAGCCGCAAAAAACUCAGCCAGAAGAGCCACAACCGAAACAAGAGGAAGUAAAAGCGCAAGAUUCGCCUGUCGAAAAUGAAAUGAAACAAGAAAUUGUUCAACCAAUUGCAAUUCCAACAGAACAAAAACAAGAUGAUAUAAAUCCACCGCUUGUUGAACAUUCUCCCCGGCCAAGCGUUGCUGAGCCGAUAAAAUCUCGACUAGGUUCUAUAGUUUCUUUUUCACUACCUCCAAAUCAAGAUGGAAAACCACAGCCAAUACUUAUGGAUGAACCAGAGCCAAGUGGAGAACCAAAACAUAUGGUUUCGCCUACAAUGUCACCUGCCAACGAGACUAAUUCAAAAGAAAAACAAGAUAAUCAACCAAAAACUCAAGAUAAUUCAGUUGAUCUUCUUAGAAGAUCUUCAUUUGAUGCUAUUCCAUUCUCUAUGCCUACAGAUAACAUUAAAUUACUACUCUCUGAAGCAUUUGAAAUUUCAAAAUCGCCCGAACCAGAACCAGCUCCACCACCAAAGCCUGAAACUGUUGAGGAACAGAAAGAAAAGCCAGAAGAAGUUGUUCAUAAUGUCACUAGAGAAGAAAGCGCAGAAACUCUUCAACCUCCUUUAUCAAUUUCCCCAGAAAUUCCUCCUGAAGAGUUUCAUCCUGUUUCUCCACAAUCUAAUGAGAACUCACACCUUGAUGUGCCAGCCCAGCCUCCAUGCGAGUCUGAUGAAUUAAAGAAAUCAGCAAGAUCAACAUUUGAAGCUAUUGCAUUUUCAGAUGAUGAAGAGGAAGAUAUGGAAGAGGAGGAAUUACACAACUACGCUGAAGCAUCUAAUCAAACAGAACUACCUGCCGAAGAAACAAUUCAUAUUCCUCUUUCAAUGCAAAUAUCUGAACCUCAGUUCCAUAUAUUCAAUGAUGACGAAGAUGAUGAUUCAAAGUCAGUUGAAAUUCCAACACUCACAGAAGCAGUUGAAGAGAAACUUUACGGCGAAAAAGGAAUAAAAAUUACUAAAAAGUCUCGACAGAAUUCAAAUGCAUCACAAAACUCAAAUCACAGCAUGCAACAAGACUCUGCACGAAGUCAUAAUUCUCAACAAGGCUCGUCAAGAAGUGUUAACUCUCAACAGGAUUCUUCAAGAAGUGUUAACUCUCAAAGAAGUCAAAAUUCUGGAAGAAAUAAUGCUGAAACUGAGCAAAAUGAAGCUAAAACUAAUAAUAGACAACAUCAGAGACCACAUAUUUCUCGUCUUCCACUUGAAAGACUUUCAAAUAUAAGCAGUGCUGCCUCAGAAGAAGCUGUUCAGGAAUUUUCCCAAACAGGACGAAUUCCAAAUUCACCACAUUCUCAACGUAGAGUUGCAAGUCGAAUUUGCCAAGAGAGAGAAGCUGCCAUUGCUAAUCAAGAUUACACAAAAGCUGCUGAAUAUGAUGAUCUUUCCCGUAAAAUGACCGAAGCUGUUGAUAAACAGAAAACAGAACAAUACAGACAUGAACAGCUCGAUAUUUUGCAAGAGAAAUUAGAAUCAGCAAGGAAUGAUCACAAAAUGUUUCUUCAAGACUGGGAUGACAAAAUCAAAGAUGCUGAACAAAUAAUGAAAGACAGAAUUCUAGAGCUUGGAGAAAGACAACAACAAGAACUGGAUGAUUUUGAAGCUUUAUGGAAUAAUGAAGAUUUUUUGAGAAGAUUUUCAAAACCAUCACCAUAUUUAUUGCAACUCAAAGCACAAGAAAGAUCUAUGGUAAUGACUAAAUUAUUUGAUAGAGCGAAAGAAUAUAAGAGAAUGGCUAAAGCUGUUGAAAAGAAUGAUACAGAACAGGCACAGAAAAGAGCAAUGAUUGAAAUGAACUUCCAAAAGAAAACACUAAUAGAAAAGCAAGAUAAAGAAUUGGAAGUUUUGCAAAAAAAGGUUACACAACAAUUAGAUGUUUUGAAAAGACAGAAAGAUGUUGAAGAAGUACCAUACAUUGCAAGGGUUAAGAAACUUGAACAUCUAUAUGAAACAAUGAAGAAUCAGGGUCCAACAGCAAAUAAGAAUCAGAUCCUGAUACAAACCGGUUAUAACACAAAAACUGCUCAAGAAAGAGAAUUGCCUUCUGUUAGGGCAACUCAAAGAAUUCUUUUAUCACGUAAAGAAGGUAUGGCACCAAAACUUACUAUAAAGCCACUCGGCAAGGUUCUGGCGACCGAAAGGAAGAAGAGAACCAUACGAAUCAAAUCUGCUACAUCAUUAAAGUAA
Messenger RNA from Trichomonas vaginalis G3, 2241 nucleotides. RefSeq lists its product as uncharacterized. The record is from RefSeq and is a predicted model, not a curated record. Bases 1 to 2241 code for a protein of 746 amino acids. The transcript has a single exon. Lineage: Eukaryota; Parabasalia; Trichomonadida; Trichomonadidae.